Messenger RNA from Didymodactylos carnosus, 849 nucleotides. The record is from the annotation of a GenBank genome assembly. Lineage: Eukaryota; Metazoa; Rotifera; Eurotatoria; Philodinida; Philodinidae.
AUGGCUUUCCCAUUGACCGACCUGACACAUGUAACUAAAUGGGCUCGUGCAUGUGACGAUCAUUUGAACGAUGUCUGGAAUAAUCCAAGCACGAGAACAUCUUCUCAUCUAUGUGAUGCAAUUGAUCACUUAUUAUCGUUUACCACACCUCAGUUUGGUGAAUUAGAAACAAUACACGUCGCUAAUCAAUGGUUAGCUGCUCAUCUGAAAGAUUUACUUCAAAUGAUCAUGACGGAAGACCAACAAAAUGAACGCCAGCGGCAUCCACUUGGUUUGGUACGUAUUGUCUUGCUGGCAUCAAAACGGUUUACAUGUCGAAUUCAUUCACGGAAAACGAGUGGAGAAUUUAAAGAGGAUAUUCAUAAUCACAAAUGUCAUUUUUCGACAGUGAUGAUCAAAGGCGGCUACACUCAUGAGAUAUAUCAAGUAGAAUUUGACGACGAAUACCUUCGUCAAUUUAAUUCAGUUGGCGCCAACGAUAUGAGCAACAACAGCUCACAAACGUAUCCAUGCUAUCGAUUCAAGAAAGUCGAACAAGCGUAUGAACAAGAAAAUGCGGGCACAGCACGAGCCGCAAAGAUCCAAAGUUCCAAUCUGAAAAAUAAUAAUAAUUAUAAUUGUGCGUACGCUUUACCAUCUCAUUUGUACCAUUGUCUCACAAGUUUAUCGCCGAGUUUGAUCACAUUAACAGUCCGCGGAACUCCAACAAAUCAAGACAAUUGCAUGUUCCUACGUGAUACACCUAUUAGCACUGUCAGAGAACCCGGAACUAAUGCCAUGAAGAUGGAGCAGUUGGAUCAACUUGAAACUGACUUGAUUUUUAAAGAAAUUCCCUCGAUUUUGUCCUGA